CCACAGUCCGCUGCGGGACAUGGGGCAAACAGUGCGAACGAGUGCUGUGUUGUCCCCGGGAAGAUGCUGGAGGAUGUCAAUAUCUACACCCAAUGUUUUUGCAGUGCACUGACGCCAGGAAAGAGGAAAGAAGGCAUGGAGCCAUAGCAGACAUUUCAGCAUUUCUCUCCGUCCAACAACCCCUUUAUGUUCUGGGAUUCAUCAUGGUGUAUGGGCAGGUCCUGCACCGCCAAGGUCCAGAGGAAAGCUUCAUUAACCUCAAUGUCGGUGGCUUUAAGCAGCGAGUUGAACGAGUUCUCCUCCAGCGCUUCCCUUAUACUCGGCUGGCCCAACUGCUCUGCUGCAGAUCAGAGGCUGCUAUUCUCCAACUUUGUGACGAUUAUGCCGCAGCUGACCGUGAAUAUUAUUUUGACCGCAACCCACGUUUUUUCCGCUACGUGUUGAAUUUCUAUCACACCGGAAGGAUCCACCUGAUGGAAGAGUUGUGUGUGUUUAGUUUUAGUCAGGAGCUGGAAUACUGGGGCAUCAAAGAGCUUCACCUUGAUGCAUGCUGCAGCAACAAAUUUCAAGAACAGAAAGAGUUCGUGGGAGAUCCUGAUUGGGGAAAUGAUGAUGACCCGCAGAACCAGCUGGACGACAGCCUGGACUCAUCCAUGGAGGAGUUAUCUGCAUUUGAUAAAGAUCUGGAGAAGUUUGAGGGCACCUGGUGCUCGGAGAAGCGCAAGGAACUUUGGCUAAGACUGGAGAAUCCCGGAUAUUCCCAUUUUUCGAAAGUAAUAGCUGUGUUUUCUCUGAGUGUGGUGUUGAUGAGUAUCGUAGCCAUGUGUAUUCACAGCAUGCCUGAGUUUAACAAGUUGGACGAUAAUGACAAACCGGUGGAGAACCCUGAGCUGGCUGUGUUUGAGAUCAUUUGUAUCAUUUGGUUCUCUAUUGAAUUCAUCCUAAGAUUAAUUGUCACGCCAUGUCUGCGCAAAUUCAUUUGCAAUGCUCUAAACAUCAUUGACUUUGCAUCUAUCAUUCCAUUUUACGCCACUCUGGCAUUCGAAACCGCCAAUGCAGAAGAAAGCGAGGAGCUUGAGAACGUGGGGAGGGUCGUGCAGAUCUUGCGCCUCAUGCGUAUCUUUCGCAUUCUCAAACUGGCGCGGCAUUCGGUGGGGCUGCGUUCGCUUGGGGCGACUCUCCGUCACAGCUACCAUGAGGUCGGACUCCUCAUCCUGUUCCUCUCGGUGGGAAUUUCGAUUUUCUCUGUGCUUAUAUAUUUUGUGGAGAGAGAAGAUAAGACAUCUGAAAUACAGACUAUACCUGUGGGCUGGUGGUGGGCGACAAUCAGCAUGACCACUGUGGGAUACGGAGACACGUAUCCUGUAACCUGGGCCGGCAAGCUCGUUGCCACCUUGUGCAUCAUCUGCGGCCUGCUUGUGGUCGCUCUUCCAAUCAGCAUCAUAUUCAACAAAUUCUCAAAAUACUAUCAAAGACAAAAAGCCCUGGUGGAGCUUGAUCAACUCAACCCAGAAGAUGAAAAACAGCCAGAUCCCAGCAUGCCAUUCCUUCAUAUGGGAGAACUUUUUACCCAAAAUAUGAAUUCUCUGGUGCAUAGCGGAUCCCUUAAGAGUGAGGGAAGCAUCACGGAUGCUUCCAGCAUUCAGGAUGUUGAAACUGCGUACCCAGAGAAUGAGAAUGCAACAAAACAUAAAUGCACGCACAACCUCGAGAAUAAACCUGCAGUCACAUGAUGUGCAGUACACAAACACCUCAUCGGUCAGAUAUGCAGCACAUGGCGUGCAACACCAGUCUAGGACCUCUGAACCUUUAAUAGUUCUGCAACAGGACCUCGAAACAAAUCAACAGCACUUUUCUCUUUAGUUCUCAGGGUAAAAAUAUCUCAUGCUUUCCAUUAUUUAUGAAUCAGAAAUCUGUUACGGGAGAUACUGUAACUAACAAAAAGCCAGUGCUAGCUGUGAUAUUGAUGCUCUAUAUAUCAAAUCAAAUAACAGCACUUAUUGACAGGUGUUUUUUUUU
Messenger RNA from Paramisgurnus dabryanus, 2019 nucleotides. It is a transcript of the gene kcns3a, whose product is annotated as potassium voltage-gated channel, delayed-rectifier, subfamily S, member 3a. Lineage: Eukaryota; Metazoa; Chordata; Actinopteri; Cypriniformes; Cobitidae. Gene Ontology annotation, cellular component: voltage-gated potassium channel complex; membrane. Gene Ontology annotation, biological process: protein homooligomerization; potassium ion transmembrane transport; action potential. The record is from RefSeq and is a predicted model, not a curated record. Gene Ontology annotation, molecular function: voltage-gated potassium channel activity; protein binding.